AUGGUUGAUCCCAACCGGAAGAUUAAUCGUUUGUCGGAUGAUGAUGCGGCAUUUUUGGUGGAAUGUGAACAAGAGUUUCGAAAUCGAUAUACCGAAGCUGAUAAGGAGUUUGCAGCAUUCACUGCAAAAUCAACUAGACCACCGCCAGUAGUUGAACCAUGGCAACGUCAUCAUGGUGACUCGACCAGUGGAAACUGGAACCGAAACAACUAUCGGCCCAACCACCAAGGAAAUCAUCAUUAUAAUCGAAAUAAUGAUAAUCGUUCGCAAAGAAAUUAUAGGCCCUACAAUCGAUACGAUCGAUAUUAUCGUCGCGACGGUGGCAGUGAAGGUUCAUCUCAUUCUUAA
Messenger RNA from Sitodiplosis mosellana (orange wheat blossom midge), 348 nucleotides. RefSeq lists its product as uncharacterized. Lineage: Eukaryota; Metazoa; Arthropoda; Insecta; Diptera; Cecidomyiidae. Gene Ontology annotation, biological process: RNA 5'-cap (guanine-N7)-methylation. Gene Ontology annotation, molecular function: RNA binding. The transcript has a single exon. The record is from RefSeq and is a predicted model, not a curated record. The coding region runs from base 1 to 348 and encodes 115 amino acids.